Molecule: messenger RNA, 1055 nt
Organism: Cadophora gregata
Lineage: Eukaryota; Fungi; Ascomycota; Leotiomycetes; Helotiales; Ploettnerulaceae
Exons: 3
Coding region: 1-1005 (334 amino acids)
Source: RefSeq, a predicted model, not a curated record
AUGUAUACAAACGCGAAUAGAGGAAUGUGGACUCUGGGUGGGUCGCAGUGGAUACUUAUUGAUCAACCAAAUGACCCUGACACCCUCGGAAACGAUUUCAUGACCCAAGACUUUUUACGGAAUCAACCUGGUUGCAAAAUUCCGCUUCUAAAAGAGAUGAGAUGCAUCAGUCAACCUACAGACAAAACAAAUUUCAUUUUGAUGUCUCGAGCACAGGGAGUAACCUUGCAAUCCAUCUGGGAAGAAUUAUCCAGCGACCAGAAAUUGUCAUACUCGAAACAAGUUGCUGAUGUCAUCAAGGAACUCAGAACAUAUACUUCGCCCGUUCCACAAAAGGUUGAUGGUACGCCAUUGGAUGAUUUUAUCAUAGGAUUUUGUUAUCCGAUGGUACCGCAUUGUAAAAAGAUAGGAUCCACUGGGAAAACCUGGAUUGACAACUUAGCUGAAGAGCUUCGACAUGGGCUGGCUAUAGAACACGACACCAACGAUCCUGCGAUCAUUGAUGAAAAGUUUCGAGAUCUCAGAGAAAAUUUCCCAAAUCAAGAACCAUAUGUUCUUAGUCACCUAGAUCUCCAUGCUAGUAAUAUCAUGGUAAAGGACGGGAAGAUAGAAGCAAUACUUGACUGGGAGUACGCUGGAUAUUACCCUUGGUGGGUUGAGCGAUACCGUAGUUACGCCGCUGGGGACGACGUAAAAGAUGAGUUGUUCGAGCCAAUAUGGGCGAACGAGACUAGUCUUAAUGUCGAAAUGGAUCGCAGCGAGUGGGAUGCCUACACAAAUAAGAUUGGUGAAGUAAUUGGAUUGUACUCGCGUUGUCCGAGAGAACAUCCAGAAUAUGACGGAUGUUGGCAACGACCAGCGUUUUGUGAGUGUAGACCAUUCGGAGGCUUCAUCAGACUAGAACAUCUUGGGGGACCAACGGGGCAUCGUAUCGCGGGCAAAAGUUUGACAACAGAAGGGGGCACGAACCUAAAUGAAUCAGAGGAAGAAGGCCUGAGAUCUUAGGGUAAAGGUGUGCUUCAGUGAGAUGAUAGCAUUGAGGAAAUCUGGAUGGA